Prosopis cineraria is the source of this 944-nucleotide messenger RNA. RefSeq lists its product as uncharacterized. The coding region runs from base 149 to 736 and encodes 195 amino acids. The record is from RefSeq and is a predicted model, not a curated record. NCBI's taxonomy places the organism in Eukaryota, Viridiplantae, Streptophyta, Magnoliopsida, Fabales, Fabaceae. The transcript is spliced from 2 exons.
AAAAAGCAAUAAAGUAGCAGAAGCAAACAAAAUCGGAAAGAAAAGCAUCUUUCUCCUCAAGGAACCAACACAAAAACCCUUACAAGCAAUAAUUUUCUCUCUAGUUCAGCAACCCCGAAGCCCAAUCGCCAAAAAAUUCGGUUCCUCCAUGGCAGAAUCUGAGCAGUACCAAAAGGAGUAUUACAACCCAGAAACCGUCCCUAGAGUCUCUUCUGAUUCGUAUUCUUCACCCACAACGAGUGUUCAUGUCACAGCUCUCGAUGGUCUUGUCAAUGUUAAUUCUCUCUUCACCAUUGCUGUCUUCGUUGGUCUCUCUCUUACAACCCCAGGUCAGCGAAGUCUUGAGAACCGGUCUUCCUGCGACGCUGGAAUCGACGUCGCCAAGAAGCUCCUUGUCUUCGAGGUUGUUUCUUUCAGCUUCUUCCUCUUCUCCUCGUUGGUCGCUCAGGGCUUGAAGCUCGCCAUCAAUUUGCUCAACAGCAAGGACGUCGAUGAGGCUUUCAGAGUACACAUUAAUCUCAAGGUUUUGAGGUUCGGGAUGAUGGGCUCCGCCGUUGGAUCCGUGAUGGGUUGCUUGUUUCUCAUGCUUUCGAUGGUCAAUGUGAUUGAGAUUCGGCUAGGGAUGCUGUCCUGCGGUAGCAAAUCUGCUGUUCAUGCCGUUGCUGCUUUGGUUAUACUGGUUUCUUCUGCUCUUUUGAUUUAUAUUUCCACUGCUAUAUAUGCUUUUACGCAGUAAAUCAACUCAUAAAUGGUUAAUUUUGGCCAUCCAAGUCCAUCAAAUAUUUUGGCUUUUGUUUGGUAAUAUUUAUAAAAUUAAAAUAGUGCCGGCUUGUAUUUCUAUGGCCAAUUCAUGGUUCUUCUGCCUUAGACUUGUUGUAUGCACUAGAGAGUGAUAUUGGCCAAUUUUAGGUUGUCGAAUUGCAAGAAGUAGCAUAGUUUGUUCA